Molecule: messenger RNA, 831 nt
Organism: Cornus florida
Lineage: Eukaryota; Viridiplantae; Streptophyta; Magnoliopsida; Cornales; Cornaceae
Product: tropinone reductase-like 3
Exons: 7
Coding region: 1-831 (276 amino acids)
Molecular function (GO): oxidoreductase activity
Source: RefSeq, a predicted model, not a curated record
AUGCACCAGGACUUGAAUAACAGGGCAAAUUUUCAAUGCCAAUUUAUGUUUGUUUUGCCACAACAGAAUCGAAGCAAGGAGAUGAAGAGAUUUGAAGGCAAAGUUGCAAUUGUGACGGCUUCCACUCAGGGCAUUGGCUUCAGUAUUGCUGAGCGCCUCGGCUUGGAAGGUGCCUCUGUUAUUGUCUCAUCUCGCAAACAGAACAAUGUAAAUGAGGCAUUGAAGAAGCUUAAAGCUAGAGGAAUUGAAGUGUUGGGAGUGGUUUGUCACGUGUCAAAUGCAGAGCAAAGGAAGAAUCUCAUAGACAAGACUAUUGAGAAGUAUGGAAAAAUUGAUGUGAUCGUGUCCAAUGCUGCCGUCAGUGUGGCUGCUGCUAGCAUUUUGGAAACUAAAGAAUCUGUUCUUGACAAGCUGUGGGAAAUAAAUGUGAAAGCUUCUAUACUUCUUCUAAAGGAUGCAGCUCCUCACUUGCAGAAGGGUUCAUCUGUUGUUUUCAUUUCCUCUAUUGCGGCAUACCAACCACAGGUUCCCAUUACUAUGUAUGGGGUGACCAAAACAGCCCUACUUGGGCUUACCAAGGCCCUUGCAGCUGAGAUGGCCCCAGAUACGCGUGUGAACUGCGUUGCUCCUGGUGUUGUACCCACGCACUUUGCCAAAUUCAUAACAAAACAUGAUGCCGCUAGGAAAGCCAUCGAGGGCAAGACAUUACUUAACAGGCUCGGUACCACAGAAGACAUGGCUGCUGUCACUGCAUUUUUGGCUUCCGAUGAUGCUGCUUACAUAACAGGAGAAAUUCUGAUUGUUGCUGGAGGAAUCAAUUCCAGACUUUAG